AUGGAAGAGACCGACAAAAGACAAGAUCUACUGGAUGAGAAAAGGGUCGAGGGCAACAUGGUCACCGGGAGAGUCCUGUACAACCCGACUCUGGACGGUAAAACUGAGAUCCAAUUAGCUUCACAGCGGAGCGUUCAGGGACGGCAUUUACACUCCUCCACAAUGCUUGUCAGCCUCCACCCUUCUCCCUCCCGUCUUCAGGACAAGCGCUUCGUCUCCCCCUCUUUCUCCCCCCAUUCUCCUCCCCAGAACCAGUCCUCUCAUCAACCUCGGCUCACCCUGCCCUUCCUCUCCCUGUCCUUCUCUCUGCUCCUCUUCUCCAUGCUCCUCUUACCCGUCUGCGAGUCUCGCAGGGGUGGAGGUCCAGGCACAGGGCCUGGAAGUGCUCCAGGGGGACAAGGGGGCCAGAGGGGAGGCGGCACCCAGCGAGGCGUUGUCAUACCUCCUCAAUACUCUCCUGCCUUACCGGCUCUUCCGCCAAUCAAUCCCAAACUGAUCAACUCGCUCAGUAUAGCAGUCAUCCUGGUGGGCAACUCUAGUGAAGUAACCUUGGGGGUUGGACUUGAGAAAGAGGACUUCCUCCACAUCCCUUAUCCUCCCAAAGUCGAGGUGGUCACCAUGAAUGAGACCGACCCCAAGAGCAUCAUCAAUCGGAUUUGCGCACAAAUGACGAGGAACUCCCUGCAAGGAGUAGUGUUCGGUGAUGACACGGACCAGGAGGCCAUUGCUCAGAUCCUGGACUUCAUCUCUGCCCAGACACACAUCCCCAUCCUGGGCAUCAGGGGAGGCUCCUCCAUGGUCAUGGCUGCCAAGGACGACCACUCCAUGUUUUUCCAGUUUGGUCCGUCCAUCGAGCAGCAGGCCUCCGUCAUGUUGAACAUCAUGGAGGAGUAUGACUGGUACAUCUUCUCAAUAGUCACGACGUACUACCCUGGCUACCAGGACUUUGUCAACAAGGUCCGCAGUACCAUCGAUAACAGCUUUGUCGGCUGGGAGCUAGAAGAAGUCUUCCUACUGGACAUGUCAGUAGACGAUGGAGACUCCAAGAUCCAAAACCAGCUAAAGAAACUGCAGAGUCCUGUAAUUCUACUGUACUGCACAAAGGAGGAGGCAAGCACUAUCUUCGAGGUGGCCCAUUCUGUGGGCCUCACAGGUUAUGGCUUCACCUGGAUCGUGCCCUCGCUGGUGGCUGGAGAUGCAGACCACGUUCCCUCUGUCUUCCCUACAGGGCUUAUCUCGGUGUCAUAUGACGAAUGGGACUACAACAUCGAGGCCAGGGUACGUGAUGCAGUGGCUGUCAUUGCCACGGCAACCUCCACUAUGAUGCUGGACCGGGGGCCACAUACCCUGAUAAAAUCAAGCUGCCUCGGAACACUUGACAAAAAGAGCUCCAACACUGGCCACUCCAAGGAGAUACUGAAGUACCUCAUGAAUGUGACAUUUGAAGGCCGAAACCUGUCAUUUAGCGAAAAGGGUCACCAGAUGUUUCCCAAACUGGUCAUCAUUCUUCUAGACAAGGACAGACAAUGGGACAGGGUUGGCAAGUGGGAGAGAGGCUCUCUGACGAUGAGGUACCAUGUGUGGCCUCGCUUUGAGCUGUACUCUGCAGCGGAGGAGAGGGAGGACCACCUGUCCAUCGUAACUCUGGAGGAGGCGCCGUUUGUCAUUGUAGAGGACGUGGACCCGCUCAGUGGGACCUGCAUGAGGAACACUGUGCCAUGCCGCAAACAGCUCAAACUGAGCAAUCAGACAGGUGAUUCAGGGAUUUACAUCAAGCGCUGCUGCAAAGGUUUCUGUAUUGACAUCCUAAAGAAGAUCGCCAAGGCGGUCAAGUUCACGUACGACCUCUACCUGGUCACCAACGGCAAACAUGGCAAGAAGGUUAAUGGGACUUGGAACGGCAUGGUUGGGGAGGUGGUGUUAAAGAAUGCCCACAUGGCAGUGGGUUCGCUCACCAUCAACGAGGAGAGGUCAGAGGUCAUUGACUUCUCUGUGCCCUUCAUCGAGACGGGGAUCAGUGUCAUGGUCUCUCGCAGCAACGGCACAGUGUCCCCUUCCGCCUUUCUUGAGCCCUUCAGUGCUGAUGUCUGGGUGAUGAUGUUUGUGAUGUUGCUGUUGGUGUCAGCCGUGGCUGUGUUUGUGUUUGAGUACUUCAGCCCGGUGGGUUACAAUCGCUGCCUGGCAGAUGGGCGAGAGCCUGGCGGUCCCUCCUUCACCAUUGGUAAGGCCAUCUGGCUGCUUUGGGGUCUGGUUUUCAACAACUCUGUCCCCGUGCAGAAUCCCAAAGGUACCACCAGUAAGAUCAUGGUGUCAGUGUGGGCCUUCUUCGCUGUCAUCUUCCUGGCCUCCUACACUGCCAACCUGGCUGCCUUCAUGAUCCAGGAGGAGUAUGUCGACCAGGUGUCGGGCCUGUCAGAUAAAAAGUUCCAGAAGCCUAACGAAUUCUCGCCGCCAUUCCGGUUUGGCACGGUGCCCAAUGGGAGUACAGAGCGCAACAUCCGCAACAACUACCGGGACAUGCAUACUUACAUGACCAGCUUCCACCAGAAGAAUGUAGAUGAAGCGCUGCACAGUCUGAAGACCGGCAAACUGGAUGCCUUCAUCUACGACGCUGCAGUGCUGAACUACAUGGCGGGCAGAGACGAGGGCUGUAAGCUGGUCACGAUCGGGAGUGGCAAGGUGUUCGCCUCCACCGGCUACGGCAUUGCCAUCCAGAAAAACUCCGGCUGGAAACGAGCUGUGGAUCUGGCUAUCCUCAUGCUCUUUGGAGAUGGUGAUAUGGAGGAGUUUGAGGCCCUGUGGCUGACAGGCAUCUGCCACAAUGAGAAGAAUGAGGUGAUGAGCAGUCAGCUGGACGUAGACAACAUGGCUGGGGUCUUCUACAUGCUUGGGGCCGCCAUGAUUCUCUCAUUAAUCACCUUCAUCUGUGAACAUUGGUUCUACUGGCAGCUGCGCUUCUGCUUCAUGGGCGUGUGCUCGGGACAGCCCGGGGCCACCUUCUCCAUUAGCCGAGGUAUCUACAGCUGCAUCCACGGGGUACAAAUUGAGGAAAACAAGUCAACCAUAGACUCACCCUCGGCCACCAUGAAGAAGAACAUGAACAACACCCACUCCAACAUACUGCGGUUGCUUCGCACUGCCAAGGACAUGACUGCCGUCCCGGGCAUUAACGGCUCUCCGCACGCUGCCCUGGAGUACAGCCACAGCGGCCGUGACUCGGCUAUCUAUGACAUCCAGGAGCACCGGCGCAGCUUGGUGGGUCACCCUGCCGACUGUAAGUCAGCGCCACCCUACCUGCCAGAGGACAACAUGUUCAGUGACUACAUCAGCGAGGUGGAGAGGACUUUUGGCAACUUGCCCCUGAAGGACAACAACCUGUACCAGGACCAUUACCUGCACCACCACCCGGCCUCGGCUCUGGGUAUGUCCGGCCCCCCGCCUAAUAGGCCGCGUAGCUUAGGCAGCACUAGCUCGUUGGAGGGGGGCAUGUUCGAUUGCGACAGUUUAGGGGGAGGGGUAGCGCCCAUCUUCACCACCCAGCCCCGCCCCUCCAUGACUCACAGGAAUACCAAUAAAUUUGACCUGAUUGCUGGCCACACCCCUGCGGAUUCCACCCAAGGUGGGUUCAAGGGAAACAAUGUGUACGGGAGGUUUUCUUUCAAAGGAGGCGCAUCCAGCACGGGGCUCAUCGGGGGUCAUGACAGGUACUGUGGUGGGGGCGGGGGAGGCUCAGGGGGGGAUGAUGGGAACAUUCGCUCGGAUGUUUCGGAUAUCUCUACGCACACUGUCACCUACGGCAACCUGGAGGGCAACAACAAGCGGCGUAAGCAGUACAGGGACAGCCUGAAAAAGAGGCCAGCUUCGGCCAAGUGCAGACGGGAGCAGGACGAGAUAGAGCUGAGCGGCCUCAGGAGGAGAGCCCACCACCACACCGUCCACCACCACUUCCCCCACGGGCCCCUGGCGCACCGCACGGUCUCACCUCCCCUGGAGCGGAAGAGGGGAGGAGGAGGGGGUAAUUCUUCACCUUACAUAUUCCGCAAAGACAAAGAGAACCUGCGGGAUUUCUAUGCGGACCAGUUCUGCUCCAAGGAGGGCAAGGCCAAGUGGGAGCAAGAGGGUGGAAAUGGAGGAAGUGGUGUGGGCGGUGGUAGUGGUGGUGGUAUCUGUAAAAGCUUAGUACCUGUGGAAGACUUCCUGAAAGGUAAAGGCAAGAAGCCAGAGUGUAAAGGUGGGCUUGGCCCAGUGUUGGCAGGGCAGCAGGCCCACACCUGCUGGGAUAAGGGGGUUUCUGGGCUAGGAGGGGGAGGCAUAGCAGGGGGUGACUGGGAUUGUCGUAACAGCCACAAUGCGUGUCACCACGGAGGAGGCAGCGUUUGCCCGGCUAGCGGCGUUGGGGGUAGCACCAGUCGCCCCAGCUCCGCUAGCUGCAAACGCUGUGACUCCUGUAAGAUCCCGCCAAGCAACCUUUACAACAUCAGCGAGGAUAUGGUGUUCGCUGGAGUGAAGAGUAGCGUAGGACCCAGCCAAAUGCAAACUCAGGCACAGCGCAGGAAGCUAGGGCCAGGUGGGAGGGUGUUACGGAGGCAACACUCGUAUGACACAUUUGUGGAUCUGCAGAGGGAGGGGGCAGGACGCAUGGGAGGGGCUGGCGGCGUUGGGGGGCAGUUUCCCCAGCCCCGAAGUGUGAGCUUGAAAGACAAAGACCGCUUCAUGGAGGGCCCCAGCCCUUACGCACACAUGUUUGAGAGGUAUGCAGGCGAAAGGGAGUCUCCCAUGUUUGGAGGAAUAGGUGGGGAUAGGGCGAAGGGCGGCUCCUCCUUCAGUGUGUUCCAUGGAGGCGAAGGUGGGUUACAUCAGCGGUCGGUGGGGGAGCGAGACCUGAGGGACAGAGAUAGAGCUAUGAUGGGAGGUGGGGGCGGUGGUGGUGGUGGUAGCAGCAGAGGGGCCGGGACUUACUCCUUGUCUAAAUCUCUCUACCCAGAUAAGGUGAACCAGAACCCCUUCAUCCCAACCUUCGGCGACGACCAGUGUCUAUUACACGGCGCCAAACCGUACUACAUGAAAAAGCCACAGACGCAGCAACAACAGCAGCAGCAGCAGCAACUUCUCAACAACAGCCGAGGAGGAGGGGACUUCCACAGCUCCAUGGGAGCAGCUUCCUAUUUGCCCGCGUCCGCCACUGCUGGGGUGAUGUCCAAUGUGGCCCCCAGGUUCCCCAAAGAGCUGUGUCUGGGCGGGGUGGGAGGGCCCAUGGGGAACCACCACGCGGCCAGCAAGCUACUGCCAGUGGGCAGGGACACGUUAGGUUUGGGGCAGGGACAGAGACCCUUCAACGGUGCCAGCAAUGGACACGUCUACGAAAAGCUCUCCAGCAUUGAGUCAGAUGUCUGAGGGGGAAGACGGAGGAAGAAAGAGAGGGAGGAGAUGAAGUGGGUGAAGAAAAGAGGGAGCAAAACAUACAGAUGCUGAUGACCUCUCUGUGUGAAGAGA
This is a messenger RNA of Perca flavescens (yellow perch), 5493 nucleotides long. RefSeq names its product glutamate receptor, ionotropic, N-methyl D-aspartate 2B, genome duplicate b (gene grin2bb). The coding region runs from base 1 to 5394 and encodes 1797 amino acids. Gene Ontology annotation, molecular function: ligand-gated monoatomic ion channel activity; signaling receptor activity. The transcript is spliced from 16 exons. Gene Ontology annotation, cellular component: membrane. The record is from RefSeq and is a predicted model, not a curated record. NCBI's taxonomy places the organism in Eukaryota, Metazoa, Chordata, Actinopteri, Perciformes, Percidae. Gene Ontology annotation, biological process: monoatomic ion transport.